UUCUAAUGGAAUCGGAACAACAUUUCCACAAAUCCACGGCCACCUCCAAGCCAAGCUCUAGGGUUUCAACCAUGAAGCUAUCCUUCUCUCUUCCUUCAAAAUCCUCUUCUUCUUCUUCCAAGCCAAAUCUCGUCAAACCUUCAAAGGAAUUUGACGACAAAACCCUUGAUCAUGGACCUUUAAACGAUUCCAAACAGUAUGUCAACGAGUUUGACGCUUCAAAACCCCUGUCCGAAACCACUGGCAAGUCCAGAAAUUUGGUUAUUCCCUCCCUUCAGAACGAAUGGAGGCCGCUGAAAAGAAUGAAGAAUCUCGAAGUUCCUCUUGAUCAAUCUGAUGAGUCUCAUCUCAAGUUCGAGUCCGCCUCUGGAUUAGAUCCGCUCGAUGAUUCGAAGAUGUCGUAUGGUCUUAAUGUGAGGCAGUCCGUUGAUGGUAUGAAGAUUUCCGAUGAGUCUAAAUCUGGGGAAGAACCGCCGCGGCCUGCUCCUUUGGAGGUUAUUAUGUUGGAGAAAUUUAAAGCGGAUCUCGAGAGGCUACCUGAGGACAGAGGGUUCGAGGAUUUUGAGGAGGUUCCUGUGGAAAGCUUUGCUGCUGCUUUGAUGAAUGGGUAUGGAUGGCGUCAGGGUAAGGGAAUUGGGAGGAAUGCUAAAGAGGAUGUUAAAGUUAGGGAAUACAGUAGAAGAACUGAUAAGCAAGGGCUAGGAUUUGUCAGUGAUGUUCCUGUUGGCAUUUCAAAGAAGGAGGAAGAGAAAGAUGGAGGUAGAGAGCGUGAGAGAAAAAGGGAUGAAGGUAGAGUGAAGGAAAACAGGGAUCGAGAAAGUGAUGGAUUAGCUUCUAUUGGCAAACAUGUCAGGAUUGUUCGCGGUAGAGAUGCUGGUUUGAAAGGUAGAGUUUUGGAGAAACUGGAUUCCGAUUGGCUUGUUCUUAAGCUUUCUAAAAGAGAUGAACAUGUCAAAUUGAAAGUUCGUGCAACCGAUAUAGCUGAAUUGGGUUCUAAAGAAGAGGAAAAAUUCUUGAAGAAACUGGAGGAAUUGAAAGUUAAGAAUGAAAACACAGGCCAGAAACGGAGAAGAGAAGUCGAGCAAGUAGUGGAGAAGCGUGAAAAUGGUUCAAGGGAUAAAGAGAAGAGGACCGGUAGAUUGUCUUGGCUCACUAGUCAUAUUCGUGUUAGAAUCAUCAGUAAAGAAUUUAAGGGAGGGAAGUUUUAUUUGAAAAAGGGAGAGAUAGUAGACGUAGUUGGACCCUCUAUUUGUGAUAUAUCCAUUGAUGGGAGUAGAGAGCUUGUUCAAGGGGUCUCUCAAGAGCUUCUUGAGACUGCACUUCCCAGACGUGGGGGGCCUGUUCUUGUUCUUUAUGGUAAGCACAAAGGAGUUUAUGGGAGUUUAGUUGAGAGGGAUCUUGACAAAGAGACGGGGGUAGUUCGGGAUGCGGAUAGCCACGAAUUACUUAAUGUGCGUUUAGAACAGAUUGCUGAAUAUAUCGGUGACCCAAGUUACUUGGGAUAUUGAUUCUUUGUACCCAAGAUGGUGAUGGACCUGUUUUAGUGGUUACUCUGUUUUUAUCAGAGUUUCGAUAAAAGCCAUUCCGUGACAUGUGACUAUAUGUGAACAAGUUUCUUAACACAAUUGAGACGUUCAUGUGCUAAUGUGCAUACAAGUCGUCUUAGAAUGCUCAGAGCAUGAAGGGGAACGCAGAAAGCUCCUGCACCUGCAAAGUGGAGUGGUGAUAAUCAUUCUUUCUUACACUCGGGAUGCUUCUCUAAUCUUUUGAUUCAAAAUCUUCACCAACGGCAUCUCGAAUGUCAAAGAAUGCCUGAGCACGGUUGGAUGAGUCGUACAUCACAUACUCAAGAGAUGGUUGAGUCCAAUGCGUAGUUUUGUUAGAACCAUCUUUCAUGCCCAAUGGUGUUGCCUUUAUUUGGAUUUGUACACAUGAACGAUUCUUUGAAUACUAAAUGGGCUUUUCUUCAUACUACCAUAGUAUUUUAUGCUAUCAAAAGAGGUUAUGUUUCCUGCCCGC
This is a messenger RNA of Cucumis sativus (cucumber), 2019 nucleotides long. Its product is annotated as protein MOS2. The transcript is spliced from 3 exons. Gene Ontology annotation, molecular function: nucleic acid binding. Lineage: Eukaryota; Viridiplantae; Streptophyta; Magnoliopsida; Cucurbitales; Cucurbitaceae. The record is from RefSeq and is a predicted model, not a curated record. Bases 6 to 1508 code for a protein of 500 amino acids. Gene Ontology annotation, cellular component: spliceosomal complex. Gene Ontology annotation, biological process: mRNA splicing, via spliceosome.